UGCAUUGCUGGACUCAGGAACACACGUGAAAGUGUACAGGUCGAGCUUUGAAAGCAUGUCCGCAUCGCUGCUCAGGAAAGGGCUGGAUUUAUUGGCUUCAGAUACCAGCGCUAAAUAUUCAGGAAAAAAGAAAGGUUCUACUAGCCAUCAGGAUGUGCCUCUAAGCAGCCGCAAAACAGGAGUUAGAAAACAGCUGAAACGAAUGAGACGGCAAGGCCUCCAACAGAAAGAAAAAGCAACAGCCAAAGACAGAGUUAUCAAAUCUGCUUUAGAGGAAUUUAAGAAGAAGAGUACAACGGAUCAUCUGUCAAAGAACAUGAAAUAUUUCCUUGGCUCCCACAAUGUAGCCAAUAAGGACGUUGUGGAGAAGAUUUUGACCCAGAAUCGUGGACGCAAAUCAAGGGACCAGGUCGUGAAGCAAAAGAAGAAAACACAAAAAGAGAAAUCGGUGUUCUCUGAGAAAGACUUCAAGCGCUUUGAAAAGGAAUACUUUGGGAAAAAAUUAAGCUGAGCUUGAAAAUGAGUACUUAACUAGACUUCCUAUUUUGACGGUUGAUACAUUACAAUUCUCCAUAAAAACCAUCAGUGCAUUUGAUGUGCUACAUUCCACUUUGCUGAAAAAAAAUCAUUCAUAGUUUUAAGGCAAUAGGUUACUGGUAGAGCCUGUGGAGGAUGAAGAUUUUUUUUUUUUACAGUUGCCAUACAGUUUCCUUGUAAACUACGUGUUGCUAAUAAAACGUACCUUGGACUCUUGU
Pelobates fuscus (common spadefoot toad) is the source of this 755-nucleotide messenger RNA. RefSeq names its product ribosomal protein S19 binding protein 1 (gene RPS19BP1). Gene Ontology annotation, cellular component: nucleolus. Gene Ontology annotation, molecular function: enzyme binding. NCBI's taxonomy places the organism in Eukaryota, Metazoa, Chordata, Amphibia, Anura, Pelobatidae. The coding region runs from base 56 to 511 and encodes 151 amino acids. The transcript has 4 exons. The record is from RefSeq and is a predicted model, not a curated record.